AUGAGGAUUUAUAUCUGUUUUACGUAAAACGAGUUUUUAUCCCACACGACCGAGGACCUCGUGUUUGACUGGGAGCCGGACGUACCCCUUGAAGUGGGCGACAACAUCGAGCUCCCGCAGUUUGACCUGGUGAAGAACUACACUGCUGACUGUACGCAGGUUUAUGUCACGGGCAACUUCACGUGCCUGGAAGUUGUAUUCCAGCUGAAGAGGCGCCUCGGAUAUUACCUCUUUCACACCUACAUGCCCACCUGCCUCAUCGUCAUCAUGUCUUGGGUGUCGUUCUGGAUCAAGCCUGAGGCGGCGCCCGCCCGCGUCACGUUGGGCGUCACGUCGCUCCUCACGCUGUCUACGCAGCACGCGAAGUCGCAGGCGGCGCUUCCCCCCGUCUCCUACAUCAAAAUCAUCGACAUGUUCAUGUCCACUUGCACGGUGUUCGUGUUCCUGGCGCUGAUGGAGUACGCCCUCGUCAACGUGGUGCUGGGCGACGGGCCGGAGCGACCUCCCAAGAAGGGGGGGACGAAGUGUCACAAGUGCUACCUCAUUCCGCAUCUCUGUUCCGACAAAGAGAAUGGGAGACUCGGUGUUUCUAACACUGCCCAUUCGUCCCUUGGUCGGACGUCACGAGGAAGGACCAGCAGCCACAGUCGCAGCAUUCAUGAUAAUGGACCCGGUUCCCAGACCCCCAUGUAUGGUACCUUGGCACAUGGUUCUCCUACCCACGGUGGUCACGCUCGCAGCAGCCACGCAACGCUGGAGAAAAGUAGCCUGGGUCGCGGUACUCUGGACCACAUGAGCCUGAGUCGGGGAACGCUGGAUCAUCUCAGUCAGGAGCGCGCCACUCUCGAUCACAUGAGCCUGAGCCGCGGAACCCUCGAUCACAGCAGCAUCGGGCGCGGGACACUGGAUCACGUCAACAUGAGCCACGGGACGCUGGAACACAGCAGUCUGGGUCGCGGCGUAAUGGACCACAGCAGUCUUGGCCACGGAGUGAUGGAGCACAGCAGCCUAGGACGCGGGGUCAUGGACCACGGCAACCUGAGUCGUGGAGCCCUGGAACGCGGCAGCUUCAGUCACGGGAGGCUUGACCACCUCAGCCUGGGGCCCGGGACACUCGUUCACGGCAGCCUAAGUCAUGGCACCUUGGAUCAUGGGGGUCCCUGCCAUGGGACGCUGCGCCAUGGAAGCCUCAGUCACGGAACAUUGGUUCAUGGCAGUCUCGGUCAUGGGAUUCAUGACCACAGCAACCACUGUCAUGGACCGCUGGACCAUGGGAGCCAGUUCCUAGACCAUGGCAGCCAGUUCCACGGAACAAUGGACCAUGGGGGCCAGUGUCACGCCGCCCUAGAGGAGGUGAGCCCGUGUCUCGGAACGCUGGACCACAGCAGCCAGUGCCCCGCGGCGCUGGACGGGACGAUGGAGCAUGAUCGGCUCAGCCAUCAUGAGAGACUGAGCCACGGGACGCUGGAGAGAGGCAGUCUGAGCCACUCGACCCUGGACCACGGUCGACUCAGCCACGGGUCGCUGGACGCCGCUACACUGAUGCGCGGGGAGCUGGAGCCGAGCCUGAGCCAGCUGACGCUGAGCCACGGGACGCCGUCGCAGAGGUCGUCGCGCCACACGUACCGCUCGCUCAGCGCACCCGCGCACGACCACGUCGCUCGCGACAACACCGCGGCAGUUCAUGACAUCUCGACGCAGUGUAAUUACGCCUACGGAGACAUGCUGUGCCCCCCCCUUCCGAGUGUGCCCCCACCCCCGCCCCCGCCCGCGCGCAUGCCCGGCCCAACCGCGGCGCAGAAACGGCGGGCGAGAGCCAUCUUGGUGGACCGAUUUUCUAGAGUGUUCUUCCCCUCAACGUUCGGCCUCAUCAAUGCCGUCUACUGGAUUAUAUUUUGGCUGUAUCUUUAGCAGCAACGCAACUUGUUAUUUCUUUUUAGGGUGUAGUUUAAGGUCCCUCUCGAAACGACUAAACUGUCCACACGCAGCUGAGGAAUCAUGUGGCUUGGGUGGGUCACAGGGAGGCAAGACAUUUUGUACAGAUACUAAACUAGAAUUUGUGUGACCCUACGCCGAGCACCGAAAUAAACCUUUUCUUUAAUCGUAUCUAGUAAAUCUAUUUAGUAAAAUAUAUAACGUUUUACACGUUUCUGGUAUAUGAAUAUAUGUAAACCGGGCGUUUUAUCUGGAAGUCGAAAUUAUGUUGCAUGUACUUUAAACAGUGGUUGUUUCCGAAUCUC
Penaeus chinensis is the source of this 2240-nucleotide messenger RNA. RefSeq lists its product as uncharacterized. Gene Ontology annotation, biological process: chemical synaptic transmission; signal transduction; regulation of membrane potential. Lineage: Eukaryota; Metazoa; Arthropoda; Malacostraca; Decapoda; Penaeidae. The transcript is spliced from 6 exons. Gene Ontology annotation, molecular function: transmembrane signaling receptor activity; neurotransmitter receptor activity; extracellular ligand-gated monoatomic ion channel activity. The record is from RefSeq and is a predicted model, not a curated record. Gene Ontology annotation, cellular component: membrane; neuron projection; synapse.